Molecule: messenger RNA, 1962 nt
Organism: Notodromas monacha
Lineage: Eukaryota; Metazoa; Arthropoda; Ostracoda; Podocopida; Cyprididae
Source: the annotation of a GenBank genome assembly
AUGAAACCGCUAGAAGUGGGCGAGCUCGAAUUAGCGUGCUCAUUUGACUACCGCGCCCCAGUUCAUAGCAUGGAGGAGCGUCAUUUAUUCCUCGCUUCGUUAGGAGCGCGUGUCGACCACCUGUGUUCCGAUGACGUGGUCCUUGAUGCGGUUUCUGGGGGCCACGAAGACGUCCUCGCGUCAGACCUCGGGAAAGCCGUGUUGGCAACUGAGUCAUUUGCUGGACACAGUGACGUGUCGCGCCUGAGUGUCGCAGCAUCGUGCAUGUACGCAUUCGUGUCGUCAAACUGGUUCCACGCGACGGAGCGGAAACUCGUCGCUCGACUCGACCUACUCGACAUUUGCGACGAAUUGCUGACGAGUGUGUCUCACUUGGAAACGUGUCGAUGGUGGCGAUUGCGUGCGAUGCACUUGCGGUUGUUUGCCGAGCCGGAUGUGAGUGGCGCCGCGUUGGACGCCAAGGUGGCGUUUUUGCAGGGCCUGGAGGCGGAGUUGCCGACCUUCGCCGCCGAGUUGGAGUUUCCACUGGCGACGAGUCUCUUGCGGUUGGAGAUUGCCAAUGUUGUGAAGCGGCUGGGGUUUUUGUCGUGGUACAGGAAAUUGUUGCUUGCUGCUCAGACGGACGCGGGAUUCACGUUCAACCUGGAUGCAGCCUGGGGCAAGCGUACCAAGUUCCAGGUGGAUCCGAAACUCCAGUUGAUCAUCGCCGUGGACGACGAGCCUUCCGUCGAGUGUCCUCAGUUUCCGGAUUGCGGGCCCACGCUGAAGGACUGCAGUUUGAACGACGACCUGUUGCUCGAACAAGUUCAGCUGGAGCCCGGAGAAAAGGUGCGACGGAAACUGAACCAAAUGGAGCAGCUGUUGAUGCUGUGCGAGUGCGUGCGGAUACGGAGUGCGGAAGCGAGUGACAUCCUGUUGGACGAGAAAACUGUGCCCUUUUUGAACGCGGCCCUGGAAGACGGGUCCCCGUGGUUUGUUAGGUACUCGGCGUUCUACCUGAGAUCCAAGAUGGAGUCGAGACACAGUCGAAGAGUGGAGAGGGCCUUGGCCCAACUGCAGCUUCUAGUCGGAGACACGAAACCAAAGCAGUUUGCGCUGUUCUUUUCGACGCCGGUGCCGGAGCGGUCGGAAGUGUGUCGUCUCCUGGGCGACGUUUACGUGUCCCUGGGGCUCAUGAAAAGUGCCUUGGAAGUGUUCUUUUCUGCGGGGAUGUGGAAGGAUGCUGUUUUGUGCCACGUGGCGGUGGGGAAUGCGAGGAUGGCCGAGGACUUGGCGCGGGAACUUCUGGCUGAGGAGGAAACGCCCGACGCCUGGUGUUUGGUGGGCUGUGCGACGAAGAAGGCGGAGGACUUUGAAAAGGCCUGGGAGCUGAGUGAGGGACGUUGUGUGGAGGCCAAGCGAUGUCUCGGCAACAUUAGUUUCGAGAGGAAGGAGUUCGAAGAGAGUUUGAAACAUUACCAGGAUGCUUCGAAUGUGACUGGCAUCGAUUUUGGGAUAUGGUUCAGAUUAGCGUAUUCGGCAUUAGCUUUAGAGAAAUGGGAAGAAGCAGCCCGAGCCUACAGACAUUGCCUGAACCUGGACUACGACUCGUUCGAGUGUUGGAACAACCUGGCCCGAUGUCAGUCCGAGAUGGGCGACAAGGAGAAAGCCUGGCGGAGUAUAUCAGAGUGCGUGAGGUUUGCCUACGACGAUUCCAACGUGUGGUCCAACUUCAUGUUGCUGAGCUACCAGACGGGGAGGGUGCAGGACUUUAUUCGUGCUGCAAACCGGUUGCUGGACUUGACCGGGAAAUGCGCCAAUGUUGAAAUGUUUGAGGCCGUAGUGGAUCUUUUGUUGAACACUGACGCGCUUUCGGAUGAAUUUACGAAUCCAAAGAAGGUGCUGGCAGAAAUGAGGACGCUUUUGGCGCGUCUAGCCAACCAUUGCGCAAAAGAGCCAAAGUAUCACAAGCUUCUCGGCGAC